AUGUCAGACGUCCUGAGUGCAUACUACGCGAAGAAGAAAGGGACGAAGAAUUAUGCUGAGGCAGAAGAUAAUGGAUAUACACUCAAAACUAAGCGUUCUGUUCACAGCAGUCAGCUGCUUACUCGUCUCGCGGAACUUCGUGAUGAUUAUCGACUUUGUGAUGUUGUUCUUGUAGUCAAGGAAAGUUCAGGACUUUUGAUUGUCGAGUGA
Molecule: messenger RNA, 210 nt
Organism: Cooperia oncophora
Lineage: Eukaryota; Metazoa; Nematoda; Chromadorea; Rhabditida; Trichostrongylidae
Source: the annotation of a GenBank genome assembly